UUGGUUUCUAUUGUCAGGGCCUUUUUCGGUUUCUUGCAGUCUGUUGUGAAUUGUGAUGGUGAAUGAAGGAAGAGUUCGGCAAACUCAAUGCGGGAGAUCGCUAUGGUGGAGAAUUCAGAUGAAAGUCAGAGUGGGUAUGUAAUUGUCGGCGUUGUCAAGAGCUUGAGUAGAAGUUUCAGCAUUUUGGUUAUAACCAGCCUAUAUCUGCGAAACACUACUUUAUGCCUGCCCAGAGCAGACAGCAAACCGGAUGGGAAAGACUUAUCAUAAUCGCUGGGAUAAUCUCCAUUCAGAG
This is a messenger RNA of Aspergillus sclerotioniger CBS 115572, 295 nucleotides long. RefSeq lists its product as uncharacterized. The coding region runs from base 88 to 270 and encodes 60 amino acids. The transcript has a single exon. The record is from RefSeq and is a predicted model, not a curated record. NCBI's taxonomy places the organism in Eukaryota, Fungi, Ascomycota, Eurotiomycetes, Eurotiales, Aspergillaceae.